Salvia hispanica is the source of this 2289-nucleotide messenger RNA. RefSeq names its product putative inactive receptor kinase At5g58300. Gene Ontology annotation, molecular function: ATP binding; protein kinase activity; protein binding. Gene Ontology annotation, biological process: protein phosphorylation. The record is from RefSeq and is a predicted model, not a curated record. Lineage: Eukaryota; Viridiplantae; Streptophyta; Magnoliopsida; Lamiales; Lamiaceae.
ACCAACAUUCAAAAAUUCUACUCAACUUUCAUCUAUCUUCUUCUUCUUCUUUAUCAACGCCUACAAGAAAAGGAAGGGAAUCUACAAAAGUAGAAUAAUAAUAAUAAUGCCGUUGUGUUAGAGAGGAAUUCUCUUCCCAUUUCAUGACUACUUUAAAGCUUCAAAAAGUGGUUAUGUAGUUGAGUUUGAUUGAUUCCUAUAAUUCAUAUCUUGUUGAAACCAAAUGUAACUUAAUUUCCAAUCAACCAUGAUGAAGCUUCAUUCCUCAUUCUCAACAUGUUGCUUCUUCUUCUUCUUCAUCUUCUUCUACAUGGCGACUACGAUGACGGCUGACCUCAACUCAGACCGCGACGCCCUUCUUGAUUUCGCGUUAGCCAUGCCUCAUGCCAGGAGAUUCAACUGGAUAAACAAUUCCUUGAUUUGCACCUCUUGGGCGGGAGUCACUUGCUCUUCGCGUGGUCCUGCUCGGGUCGUGGCCCUCCGCCUACCCGCCUACGGCCUCCUCGGCCCUCUCCCGGACAACACCUUGGCAAGGCUGGACGCCCUCACCACUCUCAGCCUCAGAUCAAACUACCUCAAUGGCACCCUUCCGUCCGACCUCCUCUCUCUCGAUUCCCUACGCUAUAUCAAUCUCCAACACAACAGAUUCUCGGGCGCCAUCCCUUCCUUUCAGUCUCCUCUCCUCAAUGUCAUUGAUUUAUCCUUCAACUCAUUGACAGGCAACAUCCCUCAAACAGUCCAAAAUCUCACACAUCUCACUGCUUUAUUCCUCCAAAACAACUCUCUCUCUGGCUUCAUCCCUGACCUCAACCUUCCUGACCUUGUGCAAUUGAAUUUCAGCAAUAACAACCUCAAUGGCUCUGUCCCAUCUCACCUCCAGAGCUUCCCUGCUUCUUCAUUCACUGGCAACUCUAUGUUGUGUGGGAAGCCACUGCAGAAGUGCCAUGUAGCAUCACCACCUCCUUCUCCUUCGCCUUCGCCUUUGCCUUCACCUUUGUCUCCACCUUUUUCUCCACCAUCUCGAGAUCUCUUCCCGCCGCCUCCUUCUUCACAGUCCCCAUUUUCUCCAACACUUCCUCAAACAAAAAAGUCGAGCAAAAGUUUAGGCACAUCAAGUAUAGUUGCUCUGGGAGUAGGUGGAGCAGCGGUGGCAGCAGUUGCAGCCUCGGCAUUGUUAGUUUUCUGUUUGAAGCGGAGACGAGCAGCAGCAGCAGGAGGCAAAGGGAAUGCGGCUGUAGGGAGGAGAAACGAGACGCAUAAGGAGGAGUUUGGGAGUGGAGUGCAAGAGGCAGAGAAGAACCAACUGAUAUUCUUCCAAGGCAGUUCAUACAGCUUCAAUCUCGAGGACUUGCUGCGAGCCUCAGCCGAGGUGCUGGGAAAAGGAACAUACGGAACAACCUACACAGCAGUCUUGGAAGAAGGAACGACGGUGGUGGUCAAGCGCCUCAGAGAAGUGAUCUCCGGGAAGAGAGAGUUCGAGCAGCAGAUGAAGGCCAUUGGCAAGCUGCAACCCCACCCCAACGUUGUUCCCCUCCGUGCUUACUACCAUUCCAAAGACGAGAAGCUUCUAGUAUAUGACCAUGUACCCGCUGGCAGCCUCUACACACGACUCCAUGGCAACAGAGAAAAUGGAAGGAUUCUUGAUUGGGAAAGUAGAGUCAAGAUUUGCUUAGGAGCAUCCAAAGGGAUAGCACACAUUCAUUCAGCAAGUGGAAACAGACUCACUCAUGGAAACAUCAAGUCCUCAAACAUCCUUCUCAGCCAAGACACCAAUGCUUGUGUUGCAGAUUUUGGGCUCACACCUCUGAUGGGAGUCCCUACCACUCCAUCCAGAGGUGCUGGUUACCGAGCGCCAGAGCUCAUCGAGACAACGAGAUAUACUCAAAAAUGCGAUGUCUACAGCUUCGGUGUCCUGCUUCUUGAAUUGCUCACAGGCAAGUCACCCAUUCAGACACCAGGGCAAGAGGAUGUCAUGGAUCUGCCACGGUGGGUCCAAUCCGUCGUGAGAGAGGAAUGGACGGCUGAGGUUUUCGAUGGUGAACUGGUCAGAUAUCAGAGUGUUGAAGAGGAAAUGAUGAAGAUGCUUGAGAUUGCAAUGGCCUGUGUAGCGAAGGUGCCGGAGAUGAGACCUGCGAUGCAUGAAGUAGUCAGGAUGAUCGAGGAGCUAUCGGAUUCCGGGAACCAGCCGUCGUCCAGCAAUAGUCCCAUGUUGUUGUAAUCAUUCUUGCUUAUUUGUUCACUCAUGUAGUCAUUCAAUUAAUGCAACAACACAGCAACCAUCCUUUCACA